Clunio marinus is the source of this 203-nucleotide messenger RNA. The record is from the annotation of a GenBank genome assembly. Lineage: Eukaryota; Metazoa; Arthropoda; Insecta; Diptera; Chironomidae.
AUGCUGAUGACCAACAUGAAAAAGUUUAAGAAGUUCAAGAUGAUUAAAGAGCAAAAGCAAUUCACAGGAAAUUCUGUCUUUGAACUUUCUAAAUGGUGUGGAGAAUUAUUUCCAAAAGAUUUCAUUUUUAUUGUCCUUGAACCUCAAGCUAACAAAUUUUCGAAAUUUUCCAUUAGAAUAAUUUCGAAAACACAAAAAAAUUA